Molecule: messenger RNA, 291 nt
Organism: Aspergillus clavatus NRRL 1
Lineage: Eukaryota; Fungi; Ascomycota; Eurotiomycetes; Eurotiales; Aspergillaceae
Product: F1F0 ATP synthase subunit f
Exons: 4
Coding region: 1-291 (96 amino acids)
Biological process (GO): proton motive force-driven ATP synthesis
Source: RefSeq, a predicted model, not a curated record
AUGAGCUACAUUGCCCGCCGAGGUCUCUCGACCUUGAUCCCUCCCAAGGCCAUCGGUGCUGCCAAGGAUGCUGCUCGUAUGGAGCGUGUGGUGAACUUCUACGCCAGACUCCCUCGCGGCUCGGCUCCUGAUGUCAAGCCUACUGGCCUCAUCGGACGCUACCAGGCUCGCUACUUCGGCAAGAAUCCUUCCGCUGCUCCCCUUGCUCACGCUAUCGGCGGUAUCCUCAUCCUCGGCUACAGCAUGGAGUACUACUUCCACCUCCGCCACCACAAGAACCACCCCCACUAA